AUGUUUCGUUUGAAGAAGGACAUGGCCAAUGUGGCUGUUUGGGAUACGCCAACUGACGGUGAUCCCGCCAACAAAGCAAUCGAUGUUCUCAGACCCAUAAAGGUGAUUGUGAUUGGGGCAGGCAUGUCAGGCAUGACGGCGGGCAUUCUAUUCCCACGAUCCAUUCAGAACCUGGAGCUGGUCAUCUACGAGAAGAACGCCGAUGUUGGUGGCACCUGGUUCGAAAACCGCUAUCCGGGCCUCGCGUGUGAUAUUCCUUCCCACACCUAUCAAUUUACCUUUGAGGAAAAUACGCAAUGGAGCAGUUUCUAUGCGACUGGACCUGAGAUUCACAAGUAUCUGAAGCAUGUGAAUACCAAAUACAAGGCCGAGAAAUACAUGAAAUUCAAUCACAAGGUCGAAAAGGCAUCGUGGAACGACGAGACAGGCAAGUGGGCUAUUGAGGUAAAAAAUAUGGUCACUGGAGAGACCAUCACAGACACAGCCGACGUCGUCUGUUCAGCAGUCGGAAUUCUCAAUGCGUGGAAAUGGCCCGAAAUCUGUGGUCUGCACGACUUCAAGGGGAAACUUGUCCACUCGGCGGCAUACCCUGAGGACCUCGAUGUCUCGGGAAAGCGCGUUGCCUUGAUCGGAGCAGGCUCCAGCGGCAUUCAGAUGCUGCCUCAGAUUCGCCGCCACGCAGCGGCAGUAGAUCAUUAUGUGAGGGGCAAGCUCUGGAUACCCCCUGCUGGCAUCGGAGGCGAGGGACUGGAAGCACGAAACGGAGAUCCGAGAACACCGGCCGCAGAUCUCGAGCGGUUCAAAAAUGACCCCGAGGUCUACAGACAAUACCGUCGCUACGUCGAGGAUUUACUCAACCGUCCAGUCGAAGCCUUGUAUAAAGGUACUCCGGGGGCGAAGAUGUUUGCCGAUAUGUGCAGAGCUCACAUGAAGGAAAAGCUCAGUAAGAAGCCCGAGGUGUUUGAGGCCCUUGUCCCAGAUUAUCCUGUUGGCUGUCGCAGGAUCACUCCCGGCCCUGGUGUAGGUGCAAAUCUGGUGUAUUCAAUGCCGGUGAGGCUACAAGGCUUAUCGUUUGAUUCCCAGUAUCUGGAAGCCUUGGUCGAGGACAACGUGAAUUUCAUUCCGACAAAGGUCAGAACGGUCUACGAUAAUGGGAUCGAAACCGAAGAUGGAGUACGUCGAGAUGUGGACGUGAUAAUAUGUGCUACUGGAUUUGACGGAGUGUAUAAGCAACACUUUCCCGUCCACGGAAAAUACGGGGUCAAUCUGCAGGAUAUCUGGGAUGAGAUGCCAGAGGCCUAUCUUUCCAUGGCCCCGCGCCUCAUGCCGAACUUCUAUGUCUUCCUGGGACCCAACGGGGGACCCGGACUUGGUUCCACGGUGCCGUUUCUCGAACUUCAAUGUCGUUACAUGACGCAGGUCAUUCAGAAAAUCCAAAGAGAAUACAUCAAGAGCAUGAUGCCUACAGAUCGAGCCAUGCGUGACUGGGCCGACAUUGUUGAUUCUUACUUUGCCAAAACAAUCUAUGUUGAAAAGUGCAACGCCUGGUGGAAACACAAAAGCGGAAGACUCCUGGCCAUCUGGCCCGGUAGCCUCAUCCACGGCGCGUUCGUAUUCAGGAACCCCCGGUGGGAGGACUAUGAAUAUGAGCAUGGGCCUGAAUCGAGGGGCAACUCGCUCCGAUGGUUCGGAAACGGCCUCAGCCAAAGACAAAUCGAUAUGAAAGGUACUACUGAGGAGUAUCUGGAUACUCCUGUUCCAGUUGAGAUCCCCCUGGAGAUCCUGGGUCAUGGGUCUCAUACAAACGGGUUUAAUGGCACCCAAGACGUCGAAUUAUAG
This is a messenger RNA of Fonsecaea nubica, 1839 nucleotides long. RefSeq lists its product as hypothetical. Bases 1 to 1839 code for a protein of 612 amino acids. The transcript is spliced from 7 exons. The record is from RefSeq and is a predicted model, not a curated record. Gene Ontology annotation, molecular function: NADP binding; N,N-dimethylaniline monooxygenase activity; flavin adenine dinucleotide binding. NCBI's taxonomy places the organism in Eukaryota, Fungi, Ascomycota, Eurotiomycetes, Chaetothyriales, Herpotrichiellaceae.